CUCUCGCGCUCCUCCAUUGAAAACUCUUGAGCAGGCAUCAGACGACUCUUGAAGGCAAUCAUACCGUCAUGCUCGAGAUACACGCCGCUCCACCUCGACUGACGACGCGACUCAAACGCGUUGAGCACAACAGCUGGGGCUGAAGAUGCCUCGAAAAUUGCCCUGGCUGGCUGGAACUGCUGUGAAGAAGGAGACGACACGGGCAGUGCCUCGACCCAGGCCGAAAGCUACAAAUCGAGCGCUAUCACCAGCAGACCUCGUGGGUUCAGACCUCGAGGACCUGGAUCACGAUGGACCAACACGAUCAUCACAGCCCGAGAAUAUGGAGAAGGAGAAGGAGAAGGAGAAGAGAUAUCAUCGUCCACCGUCAUCGUCCCCUCCUCCAGUACCCAAGGAGCCUCCACCAGAUGUCAAGAUGAUACCGGGCUAUGAAGCAGACGAUGCCUGGCUGAUGGUAGAGGACGAGUUCUACUCUACUGCGCAACUCUGGACACAACAUCUCCACCAGCAGGAGUAUGUGCGGCUUAAUAAGCUGCAUAAGUCGCGGGGGCAGGACACUCUGAAUGCUUUGACACGAGGCACCGAUGGCAGAACAGAACAAAGUAGGGAGGUGCAACUGAAGGCACAAGCCGCGGAGAUGGCAAAGAAGAGGAAACGGACAACGGGUGGGGAUAGUGGCAGCGAGGGAGAGGAGGAUGAGGACGACUUCAUGUUCGACCCGCAGCUGGCAGGACUCAUGACGGGCUCGUCGCAGCUGGCUAGUUCGCAGCGGCGACCUAAACUUGCAAUGGAGAGGGCCAGAAAGGCUUUGGCCGAGGAUGGAAGCGAGAGCUCGGAGCCAUUGCCGGAGCUCAAUCUGUCUGACAUUGUAGAAGAGCAGGAGGAAGACGAAGAGACCGACAGCGACGAUCUGGACGCCCCACGUCCUAAAGCGCCAACUAAAGCCCAAGAGAAACUGCUGCGGCCAUUUGCGUCAAGCAGCAGUGGCCCUUCUGAUGUCAAACCGAUCCCAUCCAGGAUAUUUCCACAGGUCGGCCAAUCAUCACACGAGAAGCGCAGGUCCAUCAAGCCAGAGUCUCCGCCAUCUUCACCACCCCCGCGACUGCCUUCACAUAUCCCAAAUCGACAUGGAUCUCCAGUGCGCGAGCGCAUCGUGGCAACAAAGCAGCUGUCGCUCGCAGCAGUGACGGCUGCCUCGCGUGAGAGUGGAAGACCGGCAGCAUCAAUGAAGGACGGCGGUGGCCCUCGAGCUUCUUCGUUCCUUGCAAAGCGCAGAGCACAAAAGGAGAAAGAGGCAGCAGAGGCUAGACAAAGAGCCAUUGAAGAUAUCAUACCAACAUUUCUCAUCUAAAGAUGGCUCUCUACAUCCACUAAUCAAUAUCAUACACAUAGACCUUAGCCCAUGUUACUCUACCACUUUUCCAACAUGGGCCUGAUAUCAAUCUCAUUAGUAAAGCCCCUCUUACUCUGCACAUGCAAACCCCAAUACGCCUCCGCAAUAUCUUCCGCACCAAUUUUCGCCUCGGCCGGUUGAUCCUUCAACCACUCCUUGGUUCGCGGAAUAUCAAUGACUCCAUCGAUAAUCGCAUGAGCGACAUGGACGCCCUUUGGAGCGAAUUCUUUGGCCAAAGAAGUCGAAAGGGCUCGCAUGGCGAAUUUGGGACAUGCGAAACCUGACAUGAGAGCAUUGGCUUUGAUGGAUGCGGUGGCGCCUGUGAAGAUGAGAGUCGGAGGGUAAUUUCCUGACUUGAGGUUGGAGGCUGGAUCUGAGGAGGGGGAGGUUUGGUUGUGAGAGAGGAGGAGGGGGAGGACUUGUUGGGAGAAGAUGAUGGCUCCUUUAACACUAACAUCCCACCCCUCCAUAAAUUCCUCCACCCCCAAUUCCAAAAACGGCUUUCUCACAAAUCUCCCACUCGCAUUAUACACCGCCGCCGCCACAGUCACCUUAUUUUGACUCCCCUCACCACCACCAAACUCUGCCUCUAUCUCCCGAAAUGCCUUUGAAACACUUUCUGCAGAAGAUAAAUCUGUUGCUAUGCCCAUGGCUUUUCCGCCUGCAGAGUUGAUUUCUUCGACAUAUGGUUGGUAGUUUGUGGGAUUUCGGGCUAGAAGCACGACGGGGUAGGAUUGGGCGAAACGUCGGGAUACGGCUGCUCCUGUGCCGGGGCCGACGCCGGCGAUUAUGGCGAUUGCUUUUUUGGUGGUGGUGGUUGUGGAAGACAUUCUGUUUUCG
Sphaerulina musiva SO2202 is the source of this 2233-nucleotide messenger RNA. RefSeq lists its product as uncharacterized. The transcript is spliced from 2 exons. NCBI's taxonomy places the organism in Eukaryota, Fungi, Ascomycota, Dothideomycetes, Mycosphaerellales, Mycosphaerellaceae. The record is from RefSeq and is a predicted model, not a curated record. The coding region runs from base 146 to 1351 and encodes 401 amino acids.